Messenger RNA from Pseudozyma flocculosa PF-1, 3306 nucleotides. RefSeq lists its product as uncharacterized. The record is from RefSeq and is a predicted model, not a curated record. Gene Ontology annotation, molecular function: guanyl-nucleotide exchange factor activity. Bases 1 to 3306 code for a protein of 1101 amino acids. The transcript is spliced from 7 exons. Gene Ontology annotation, biological process: intracellular signal transduction. Lineage: Eukaryota; Fungi; Basidiomycota; Ustilaginomycetes; Ustilaginales; Ustilaginaceae.
AUGUUUGAGAUCACCGAGAGCGCCCCGGCCUCGGAGCUGCCCGAGCCGCACAGCCCGCGCCGAAGCGUCGAAAAGGCGCCCUUUCGCGAGUCGUCCUUUACCGACCUCAGCGGCUGGACGACGGCGAUGCCGACCUCGCCGGCCGCCGCCGCCGGCCGACGUCGCCCGGUGUCGAGCGCGCAAGAGGACGACGUCGACCUGUCGCUGCUGUCGAACCUCGCCGUCCUCUUGCGUGCCGCGGUCCCGCGAGGGACGCAGAUCAAGGGCAGCAUCGACUACCCGCACAGCUUCACGGGCAAGGACGUGGUGACGACGCUGCAGGACCUCGUCCCGCCGCAGAUGGCCGCCACGGCCGCCGGAGAGCCGGACAAGCCGAGCGCGACGCAGCACCGCCGGAUCGCGCUGCUCCUCGCCAAGUCGCUCAAGAGCCAGCUCUUUUUCCACGAGGUCGACUGGGGCGAAAACGAGCUGCGCGACGGCGUCGAGGAGGUCUACACCUUUCUCGAAGACAGCCUGGCCGGCCCCGCGGGCGGCGGCGCGGGCGGCGGCGCGGGCUUUGACGGCGACGAGCCGUGGUCUGCCGGGCUCGGCCCGCACAAGAAGCUCGACCUCUCGCUGGGCUUCCCGGACCUCGACGGCGGCCGCGACGAAAAGGGCGGCGGCGACAUGGACAAGAAGAAGCGGCUCACCGCAACUUCGACGCGGCUCGGCCUCGAGGAGCUGCCGACGGGCGUCUUUGUCCCGCUGACGCGGUGCUACAGCGCGCUGUGCGGCAAGCCCGGCAUCAGCCCGGCGUACGCCUGCUUUAGCCCGUCGUGCCCGAACGCCAGCGUCAGCCGGCUCAACCGCGUGUCGUCGACCAGCUCGUCGGCCGACGACGGCGGCAACCGGGGCGCCGGUGCCCAGCAGGGCGUCGACCAGACGCAGAAAAAGGCCUGGGCAGAGCUGGUGCCGCCGGACCUGCUCAAGAGCAUCCCAGCGGCCGAGGUCGCCCGCCAGAACGCCAUCCUCGAGACGAUCCAAAAGGAGGAGGAGUUCCUAUGCGACCUCGAGAUCCUCGACAGUCUUUUCGUGAAGGGUUUGCAGAAGCCCAGCGCUGCGGGCGAUCCACCCCCGCUGCCCAUCGGGCCCGAGCGGGACGCCUUUAUCGCCGAGGUCUUUGGCAACCACCUCGAGCUGACGGCCCACAUCCGCCAGCUCGUCGAGCGCCUGCACGUGCGGCAGCGCGAGGAGAACCCCAUUGUGCAGACCAUCGGCGACAUUUUCCUCGGCGCCGCCCUCGAUUGGGGCGACGCCUACGUCCAGUACCUCGUCCACUAUCCCCUCGCCAUCAGCCGCGUCAAGCGCGAGAUGGCCAUCAACCCGAGGUUCAAGGCGUUUGUCGAGACCUGCCGACGCAACCCGAUCGCCCACAAGCACCCACUCGAGAACUUUCUCUUCCGGCCACCGGCCCGGCUGCAGCGGUACCACCUGCACCUCGAGUCGAUCCUCAAAAAGACCGAGGAGGGCAACGCGGACCGCGACAGCCUGCAGAACGCCAUCGAGAUCAUCAACGACCAGUGCAAGACGGCGCAGGCGGGCGUCGAGGCGACCGAGGUCAAGGUCAAGAUCCGCGAGUACGCCUACAACCUGGCCGCCAAGCGCAACAAGAGCGCCAUUGACAUGGACCUGCUCAACCCCGAGAGGCAGCUGAUCCACCAGGGCAAGGUGCUGCGCAAGCCGGACGCCUUUGACUUUGACUGGACAGAACUGCUCGCGGUGCUGUUUGACAACUACUUUGUCGUCACCAAGCAGAAGCGCAAGGACGAAACCGAGGACGCCGCCGCCGCCUCGCGGUUCGUGCUGGCAAAGAGGCCGAUCCCCGUCGAGAUGCUGGAGCUGUCCGGCUUUGCGGACGCGUCGAUCUCGCGCUCGAUCGGGCUGAGCAACUUCCACAUCAGCCGCGAGCGCGAGGCGGGCAACUUUUGGCCGUUUACCGUGUCGCACCUGGGCAGCAAGGUGGAGCCGCUAACGCUGUUUGCGCCGUCCAAGGAGGCGCGGCAGGAGUGGAAGGCGAAGCUCGACGAGGCCAUCGGGCUGCGCGCGGCCAUCCAGGAGGCCAACAAGGUGUUUGAACCGUUCACGCUGAGCGACGACGUCUUUGCGCUGCCGGCCAUGUCGAGCAUCGAGCCGGACCGCCCCGUGGCCGGCGCCGACCCGGGCGCGUUCCACGGGCGCGUGACGUGCGCCGUGCUCCACCUCAAGCUCGUUACCCAGUGCGCCGUGCUCGAGACGUUUGGCAUCUUUGUCGUGCUCGCCGACAAGGUCCUCAUCUCGUACAGCCUCGAGGCGCUCGUCCCCAGCGCCACGAGCAACACGGCCGGCCUCCGCCCGCCGCAGAAGCUCAGCGGCAACCGCGACGUCCUCUUUUUCAACAUCGGCGUGCUCAAGGACCGCACCCUCCUCGUCUACAUGAAGAAAAAGGCCAACGAGAGCGUCUUUCGCGCCCUCGAGCCCGUCCUCAACGCCCCGCGCGCAAACGAGGGCAAGGGCCCCGGCGGCUUCUUUGGCAAGUUUGGCAAGGACUCGAAGAGCUCGGACUGGUUCCGCAUCUACAAGACCUUCUUCAUCCCCUCGGAGGCGUACUCGAUGCAGUUCCUGCGCUCGAAGCUGUGCAUCGUGUGCGCGCGCGGCUUCGAAAUCAUGAACCUCGACAGCCUGCUGCCCGGCACCAUCCCCGACUUUGCCCACGCGCCGCGCGACGACCCGCGCGUGCUGAACCUCCAGAAGCGCGUCGAGACGGCGCGCCCGCUGGGCAUGUUCAAGACGCUCGACGGCCACUUUUUGCUGUGCUACGACGCGUUUGCCUGCUACGUCGACCGCCUCGGCGAGCCCGUCAAGCUCGACCAGAUCAUCGAGUGGGAGGGCUACCCCAAGGACGUCGCCUUUGCCGGCCGCUACGUCCUCGCAUUCGACAGCCGCUUCAUCGAGGUCCGCGACACCCAGUCCGGACAGCUCGUCCAGGUCAUCCGCGGAAACGACAUCCGCCACGUAUCGGGCUGCGGCACCGUCGCCGCCGCCGCCCCACGCGACCCCACCCCGCUCGCCACCGCCCUCGACGCAGACGCCAACCCCGUCAUCUUUGUCAAGCGCCAGCGCGCCCACGGCCGCGUCGCUUUCGACUUCCAGGCCGUCUACGAACUCGCACCCACCGGCCCACCCAUCGCACUCACAAACAACCCCGCCUUUGCACGCUCAAACACCGUCCUCUCCGCAAGCUCCAGAACCAGCAGCAACAACCCCACCUCCUCCGCAGGCUGGAUAUGA